Molecule: messenger RNA, 6914 nt
Organism: Paramacrobiotus metropolitanus
Lineage: Eukaryota; Metazoa; Tardigrada; Eutardigrada; Parachela; Macrobiotidae
Product: bromo adjacent homology domain-containing 1 protein-like
Exons: 7
Coding region: 4830-6560 (576 amino acids)
Molecular function (GO): chromatin binding
Source: RefSeq, a predicted model, not a curated record
UCGAAGCAAUUGAAUUGUAAGAAUAACGAGCUGCGAGCACUGGCUUAUCGAUAUCGUACACUUCGCAUACGCACAGAACGACCGAUGCUUCGGAGAAGUUACAGCAGGAGCGAAUGUUGUCAAUUGAACAACACGUUAUGCGGUAGCUGUGCGUAACAGUACUGCAGUGAAAUGCAGCUAGCUAUGUUCGGGCUGUUUUUUGGAACUUGCUUGUAGUUGAAGAGUUUUACGCUUUUGCGACAGCUUGGCGAAAGUAAAUUCCCAUAAACCUUUUUACCGAGCUUUUCAUGACCAGUAUCCUUAUAUAUGCGGCAGGAAAACGCCACUCGCAAUACAGUCUUAACAAACACAGUCGCUUUUUCGGCAGCGUUGGGUGGGAUCAAAACAUUAAAGGUCAUAUAAAGGUCAGGCUGCAGAAUACGUUGGUGUGGUAUGGAAUACCACAAAAUUCGGUAUAGGAUGUACAUACCCUGGUGUUCGAAUUCCGGGAGCUGAUACCAGCUCUGCAGUACGAAUUCAUGGCCGGCUUAUUUGCGUAAUAGGACUUCUAUUAGGUUUUCCUGCCCAAACUUUUGGCCUAAAUUAAAGAAAUCGCCCGGAUUGCGAUCCAGGCUGAUAUUGCGAUUAAAAGUGUUUUUCCGAAUAGUUACGAAGGUAGUUAAGCAGCAAAAUAAAUUUCUGUAUGUAAGAAGUAACUUACGUACAUAGUGAGCCAACUAUGAAAACUACUUAGUAAAACCAAAAAACUGUAGUUCUUACUACGUAUAAUAAUACAAUAUGCGUUCCAGCGAAGCGUAAACAGUCGAAUCUAAUCCAGCCAGUAUGCUGCUAAUAUAACUGGUACACAGAAUGCGGUAGCAUUUUUUCCAGCAAUAUUUCACUGAAAUGGUAAAGCGAUUCUUCUUCAGAAGUUUUAACAAAUGGAUCUAUAUGGACUACUUUCUCACUGCAGUAAUUUCCUUUUUUUGUAGCUGCGCGAAUAUAUUCCAGCAAUGUGUGUACUUCAUCAAACAUAUUGUACACGCGAUUGUAAACUACCCACACUAGCCUAAAUACCUGAUCUACAGAACUUUUCGUAACAAAAGUCCCAAAAUGUUUGGCUUUUUUUGCCCUUAAAAUUUUUUCUUUUUUUCACCCUUCAUAUAGUAGGCUUUCAUAUGUACUCGUAUGAUGAUUUAAGCUUUUCGGAAGGAGAAUAAAAAAUAUUACACACUACAGAGUACGUUACAAACGGGAAUAUCAUAUUUUCUGCAGUUACUCCUCAUGCGGCUCAUCGUGUGCUUGUCAUUUUUUCCGUAAACACGUGAACAUUUUGCUUGAUGUUCUUUAAUUAAAUUCCCAGUAAUGACUUUGCCACGUCUGUCUGCAUCAAACUGGAACUGGAAUUACUGUAGUACCAACAGAAUGAUUAGCGUUUAAACUAGCAUUUCUGUUUUUGUAACAGUUAUAAAUUAAGGACGACUGCGGACGACAUCGCUGCGUGCAUGUUUGAUGUCGCUAAAACUGCAGUCGACUUUUUACCGGAGGAGUGAUAAAAAACGAAAAAAAUUGGUUUGAAAUUUUUUAUUUGGGAGCUCCAAAACAUUGGUUUCUUGACGCUGUAUUCUGCUGUCUUGCAAAAGGUCAAGAAUUGUACGAGUAUUAUGAGGUUUGAUGGAAACGCAGAAGUUAAUUUAAGAACCCAGAAGUAUGAAAACUUGUUAAAAUUGACAAAAGGGUCUUUCAAAGCUACCCCAAACCAAAACCAGCCAAGGCCAGACGUAAACGUUUGCCUCCUUUAGCAUACACUGCCAUAUAUUUUAGUUGGGUUACGUAAGUAGUUUAUGAAGUCCUUACUAAAGGUCGAUACUAAAAAAAAUUGCAGAAUAUAGACUGCUAAUAAUUAUGCAUUUGCUUGUAAUAUUAUUGGUAAGUUUUCGUUUUUCUAGAAUGUUUCGUCAGCCAGAUAAAAAAUACACUGAAUCAAAAUGGCUUGCUUUGGCUCUUGCUACCUGGCCAUGGGUCUUCCUUGGGAAUUGAUGCGGCCGAGUACUCGGAUACUUACAGUACUUGUAGGUGGUAACGUUUAGGUGGUCGGCGAGUAACGUUUAAUAUUAAUACUGCCCUGGCGAGCAUCACUGUUGCUACUUGCCACUACAGUCAUGCAACACCCGCAAACAGUUUACCAACUCCUUCAAUACCUUCCACGUGCACCAGAAAUCUGCGUGGAUGCUCUGACCGUAGAUGAUCUUGUUGCAUUGCGAGUAUCAACCGUGUAUACUCGAGGUCACCACCACAACGUCAUGCUUUUCAGGCCAACACUGUACAGAUAUAUCUGUUACUUAAGUUGUUAAUUCUGGCGUGCCGCCUGAAACGUUUAUGAUGCUUAAAUCUGCCUAGCAAAACGCAUAGUUACUGGUUACGAGGAACUUUUCUAUAUGGUUUGUGCAUUAAUUAAGAACACUGAAAUAAUUCCUAUCUGUUGACUUAAAACUGAUCCGUAUUUAUUACUCGAUAUGUGCCAGGCGUUUUGGUUGUGCUGACCGUCGUGGCACAUUGUGAUGAAGAAUCAUAAAAUGUAUGAAAUCUUACCAUUAAACUUAUAUAAACAUAAAUUUGUAACAAAUUUCAUAGAGUUCGAAUUGAUAAUGUGACCUUUGAACCGAUUUUAACUGUUAUAGGACUGCAUUAUUAUAAUUCUCUAAUAUUGCUGUUGUGGAAGCACUGCACUAUGCACGUAUAUCGUGACACUUUUAUAGUAUGUUCUAAAAUUUUUUGAGUUUCUGGACUUGAUUUGCAGCAGCCCCGACCCAUCAAACCAUAGAAUCAUUCCGUACCAUACCUUUGGCAACGAAAGUUAUAACGAUCAGCUGCAAGAUUAACAUUAACAUUGUUUUCGUAACUUUUCACCAUAGUAAAAAAACAUUGUUUUCUUAGCUGAUGGUAUUUAGCGUAUUGUUUUAAAAUUUAAAAACAACAACAACGACGACUUGUUUGUAAAUUGGGCACAACAACCAUGCGUGUAUUAUACUGUAUUACAUUAUCGAUCCUAUGCUUGCGAGUUGCGAUACGCUCGUGAGUUCAGCUAUUAUAUGAAUUAAAUGGACUUCUUAACAUGGAACGUCUCUUCUAAAAUGUCUAUCGCUAUCGUUUCAUCGCCUAUCGCUGAAAUCAUUUUUUAUCAAAUUCAACAACUUUUUAAGACUUUUGAGCGAAUGUUGUAAAUAUAGGUAGUGCAAUAUCUGACUAUCAUAAAAAAAAUCUGACUAUCAUAAAAAAUGUGUGCCAUGAGGUCAAAACAUUUCCGUUCUAAAAUCGUAUGAGCGCGCUAUUUUGUAACACAUUUAUCGGAUUUGUAAAAUUAGUUUUUUACGAUUCUGAUUGGCAUUUAUAGAGAACAGCUCCAAGGCGCAGUUAUUUGGAAAACACUGUCGCAGAAUAUGGCGAAAAUUUUCAUAUCGAAGGAAUCGAAAGGUCGAAUUCGAAAGCUAGGCUACUGUUUAAUACUCGUACAAUUCCCUAAAUACUCUCAGCAUGUACCAGUUACACAAAUGUUUUUGUUAAUACGAUUUGUAAAAUUGACUGUAAUGAUUACUGGUUAAUAGCUAGAUAUAAUCGGCGCUUCUACUUGUACUUGCAAGUUGAUAUAUAUAGUCGACGCCAAAAAUAUAAUCUUACAUAGAGUUAACGUUGUCCGUGCUACUUUCACACACACACGUGUUGUAACAUCUGUUCGUUCAGUGCACAAUUAGGACUUCCUAAAUUUUUUAAAUAAAACAUUUUCUAGCGUUUGCUUUUGUAAACGUACAUUCUCACGCAUGUUCAAUAUUCUGUAUAAUCUGCGAAGGUAUUUAAGCGAAAGCAAUAAAUUUACUUAAUUGUUAUUCGUUAUCGAUCACAUAGCUAUUUCUAAAACUUAUCAAUCGUGAAAUCAUGGUUAAUUAACUAUGUAGUAAAUUAAUUAAGCUUUAGUUUCCUGCAGUGUUGUAGUAAUAUUACUUAUAUACAGUUUCCAUAAGCAGGCAGUAUCUUUGUUGAUAUGAAAAUGGCCAGAGAUCUUGUGUUUGCUCGAGUGUGAUUAUCGACCGAAUGAGCGGUGCCACCACAAGUGUUAUAUCUGUACGAGUACAUUUCAUUACGUACACCCGUACUGCAUGCGCACGUUGGUUAUGUUUCCAUACUAUCAAAGACGUCAUUCACUUGAGCCAUGAUUAUUUGACUGAAAACGAAGCAUUUCCAGCUCGAAGUGUGCGACCUGUACAUGUGACGGAAAGUUCUAAAAUUCUCGUGAUUUGAUUUUAUAGUGAACCACAUUUGUGGAAUGUGGUGGCGGUCUCCUGUUUGUAUGCCCUUACAGUUACUAGCUGCAACUCUCGGCUGGCUUCCUUGUUCAACAUUGUAGCAUGAAAUUUCACUUAUACCUGUUUGCUCCCGCUUUGAUGUCGUCUUCCGUUAAAAACAGGUUUGCUCAUCAUCAGACGUUUAGAACCUACAUAGUGAUGUUGCCGACGUCUUAUACUUAGCCAUUGUGACUAUUGUCCUUUCGCACCUUGCCCGUAAGAUGGCUACUUCACAUAUUAAACUGAAUCAUAACCGGAGUAUUAUACACAAGUGCAAAGGCUAGCGAAAUUUCAUCAGUUCUUCUGUGAUGCUGCCGUGUGAAAUGUCCACAUUCAACGGGAGUCACAUUCAACAUUCAACCAUCAGGAUCUUGGUUCCGAUUUCUGUAUUGAAUGAUGCCGCAUAGAGGCAUAAAGGUUUUGGACAAACGCUCCGCAGUUUAACUCGCAGCAGCUAAUGCGCUCCCGACUCAACCACAAUCCUCCUCGUCGUAUAAAAAACGGUCUGUUAUGGCUCGCCGAGAGCGGGAUGCUCGCCGCGAAGCCAGCUUAAACGCAUCUGCCAAAAUGCAACUGAUUCUGACCCGACCAGACGAUGCCAAUGUGUCUAUUGAUAACGCGCUACCGUCUCCACGCUUAUCCUCUCAAGGGAAAGACCUACCCAAGCACGUCAAUGGAAGACGUUCCACGCCUGACGAAACGCAGGAAGUCUGUAUCAAUUCAGUGCCGACAAUUGUCGUCGAUGAUCCGGUUUCGCGUACGAUCGACGAAGUGAUUGCUCGCUCUGUACAGCUGGUUGACCGGCUCGCCGAGCCGGUUGCACCAGCGGUCAGUCCGGCGAUUCCAUUGGUUAAUGGUAAUCGUCGCAAGCAGGCAAGUCCGCGGCAGCGGUACGCCGCCAUGGCUCCCAAAGUUAUGCCAUCUGUGAUACCUGCCAUGCCUUCCACUGGAGCGGCAAUUUCUCCUACGAGGAAAUCCAAAUCGAAAUCACCGCUGAUAGCCAACGGUCCUCAGAUUGUUCUGCCGGAAAUUACAAGUCCAUCAGCUUCCGGUCACCUACGUGGUCCUUUGUCUAGUGACGCAACUAAUGAUCUUGACGCGCUAGCGGAUUCCAAUCCUUGCGCCGCCAUCAACGGUGUGACAGCAGCGUAUCUACCGCUAAAUGUCGUCACAUCCGGGAAGAGCGGGCACGCACACGCUCUGACUGUAAUAAAAACAAAUGAGCGUGAUGAUUCACCUACACGGUAUUUCCUUGCUGUUCCUGACAGUUCAGACGGUAUGAUGGAAGCUCCUGUUCAUGCGACAACCUCGUCGCCUGUUGCGACCAGGAAGAACAGCCCUGCUGGCCGUGCCGUUGACAAUGCGAAACGGAAACGCUCAACAUCGCGUACACCAACUAAUCCUGCACCAGUUCGGAAAGAAAAAUUAGCCAACCUGCUGAAGAAACGAAAACCACCGCCCACACCGGAAUCACCGGUUGCCACCCCGUCCAGUUCCAGUCGAUCCGCCGGCGCAAAUGGCGGGUCGCGCUCUCUGACCCAAAAGAAGCUACGGAUGCGCAACGGUACGGCCGUUGAGGAAGAACGACCAGCUACACGCCGGCGGAAACUGGACACGAUUAUUGCCAAAAAAGGGGAGCGGACUGUGUGGUCAUGGCGGGGUCGAUCCUUCGAGAAAACAGUUUAUUCAGAGGCUCAUAAGUGCAACAUUCAACGAACAUGCUAUCACGCCGUCAAGCAUUACGAAGGAGAAGUAAUUAAAGUUGGUGAUUGCGUACACCUGCGCGCGGGAAAAGGUCAGAAGCCACACGUUGGUAAAAUUGCAGCCUUUUGGGAUGACGAGAAAGGGGACAUGAUGAUGACGAUUUUCUGGUACUGGCGACCGGAAGAAGUGGAAACCAAUAUGCGACCAAAUCAUGGAGAGAUGGAAGUUUAUGUAUCCAACCUUCGCGAUGAAAACCAUGUUGGAUGCAUUGAUGAGAAGUGUUAUGUCUUGACUCUUCAUCAGUAUGCAUGUUUCCUUGCACAACAGAAAGAAGACAGCCUUCUCUACCGGCGACCAAAGGAACGAAUCGUGCCGGAGACAAAAUCCUUACUAUUAGACGAUCUGCCUGAUGAUGAUACUGAUCUGGAUUUAGUUUAUUUUGCCGAUAAAGGCUAUGAUGGGAAGCACAAACGAUUCUGGCGGUAUUAUUUCCGGGGCAAUCGCCUUCGAAAGUUCGUCAGCGAUAGUUUUAGCUGAAACGGACGAAUUCCUCAUGGACAUCCUUGAAUGCUUGUGCAAAUUCUUUAUGUGAUUCUCAGUUGUGGGAAGACUGCCGUUUCAUUCUUCAUAAACCAGCGCAGUCCAACCGGUGUGAUACGCUUUCAACUUUCGCAAGAAUGGUUCGUCGCCUGAUCUUGCUAAACCUGGAAUGGAGUCGUAGUUACUGUGCCGCUAGAGUUUACCUGUUUGGAAUGUCCUUUUAGCUUUUAUUUGACGAUUUGAACUUUUUUUGCACAUAUUCGUGAUAAGGUAAAUAAAUUUUAUUGUUGACUUCAGUCUCCAGUUUUCCGGGUCAAAACAAAGAUAUGGAAAAUAAAGCGCAAAUUUACA